CCUUGUUGUUCCAACGACUUCAUGUACUCUAUACAAAUUCAGACUUCACACCUUAAUUAAGGUACAAAAAAUCUCUAUUCCAAUUGUUUGACUCAAUUCAUUUCAACUCUACUUUUGUAUCUUAAGAAUCAAUGGAGAAAGAGUGUAAGAAGAAACAAGUAAUAAAUUCUUGCACCAGGCCAAACCCGAAUGCUUCAUCACCUCAUAAAGAACCUAACCUAGCUGCAAUUGCGGUUAGUCUUGACAUACGGUUGAGAUCAUCCGACAUGCCUUUCGCCAUGCAAGAACGUGCCAUACGUCUCACUAGAUCACUCCUUGAUUCGUCUACUUCUCGUCCUCAUAAUCUUACUCUCCUAGCUCGUUCCAUCAAAAAGGAGUUUGAUAAAUGGUAUGGACCGGCAUGGCACUGUAUAGCAGGGAAGAGUUUUGGAUCGUUUGUGACACAUUCACCAGGAGGAUUUGUGUAUUUCUCAGCGGACAAGUACUCGUUUCUUCUAUUCAAGACAGCGGUGCAACUGAUCUCCGACGAACCACCAUCUCUUUCCAAAAGUUAACCGAUGGUAGACAAUUGUUUUGGGACAGACAGUACUUUUAACUAUUUGACACAUGAUGUCCAGUUAAUGGGUUGUUUUCUGUAGAUACAUUUGAAAAUCGCUAAAAUUUUGGUGCUUAAUUUGAGUGAGUUGGUAACAAGUUCAAA
Erigeron canadensis is the source of this 700-nucleotide messenger RNA. RefSeq names its product dynein light chain, cytoplasmic-like. Bases 132 to 554 code for a protein of 140 amino acids. Gene Ontology annotation, molecular function: dynein intermediate chain binding; dynein light intermediate chain binding. Gene Ontology annotation, cellular component: dynein complex. Gene Ontology annotation, biological process: microtubule-based process. The record is from RefSeq and is a predicted model, not a curated record. NCBI's taxonomy places the organism in Eukaryota, Viridiplantae, Streptophyta, Magnoliopsida, Asterales, Asteraceae. The transcript has 2 exons.